This is a messenger RNA of Knipowitschia caucasica, 1095 nucleotides long. The record is from the annotation of a GenBank genome assembly. Lineage: Eukaryota; Metazoa; Chordata; Actinopteri; Gobiiformes; Gobiidae.
AUGGCCAUAGGAGUUCUGUUGCUGCUGAUUUUGACCUGUGUUCAUAUCAAUCAUCACAUCUACCACCAUGAGAUCCCUUUAAAUAACUACUUUGAAAACUUGACUGGAGAGAAGACUUUUUACGAGGAAAAAAUCCGGGACUGGCCCAAGUGUGAACCAAACACAUCUGCAGCCAACAUCUCAGGCUUCCACACUCUCCCAGCUCAUAUUCAAAACUUUCUCUUCUACCGCCACUUCCCAACGCUCCUGGACAUUCCUGACAAGUGCGGCGGCCCGGGAAAGUCAUCUGACGUUUUUCUAUUGUUGGUCAUUAAAAGUUCACCGGGAAACUACGAGCGGAGAGAGGUCCUGCGCAAAACAUGGGCCCAGGAACGGAAAGUCAACAAUUUGUGGAUCCGAAGGGUUUUCAUCUCUGGGACCUCGGGCAGCGGCGAAGAGAAGAUGAGACUAAACAAGCUUCUACGAGCAGAGCAAAACGAGAAUAACGACAUUAUCCAGUGGGACUUUGACGAAUCCUUUUUCAACCUGACCUUGAAGCAGAUACUGUUUCUGGAGUGGAUGGAGAAGAACUGCCCCAACACCAGAUUCUUGCUAAACGGUGAUGACGAUGUUUUCGCCAACACGGACGCCAUGGUCGAGUAUCUCCACGGGCUGCCGGGAAAUAACGGAAGCAGUCAUUUAUACACUGGGUUUGUUUUUGAAAAUACUGGACCGGUCCGAGCUACUACCAACAAAUAUUUCAUUCCAAAACAAAUCCAAGAGUCCAACACGUACACACCGUACUGCGGCGGUGGUGGUUACCUACUGUCCGGCUACACGGCUAUGGUCAUUCACGCCAUGUCCAAAUCCAUUGACGUCCAUCCUAUUGACGAUGUCUACGUUGGUAUGUGUGUGGAGAAAGCAGGACUGGCGCCAACCUUUCACACUGGGGUAAAAACACUGGGACUUAUGAUUAAUGGGAAACAAGAAAUAAACCUGGAGCAAGACCCAUGCAUUGUUAAAAAUCUGCUGCUGGUCCACAGGUUUCUGCCUUCUCAAAUCUACCUCAUGUGGGACAGAAUAAACAAUCGGCACAUCAGCUGUGGUGGGCUUUGA